UGGGCUGCCCGCGCCUCCAGCCUCCCCUCGGUGGCGGCGGCAAGUCCGGCGGCGGCGGCAGCCCCGGCCGGUGGGCCGGCGAAAAUGAUCCUCUGCCCCCCGAGCGCGGAGCCCCCCCGCGGAAAGCCGUGCCAGAGGCUGCAGGUAAGGGAGCCGGAGCCCGAGCGGGGCCCCCGGGCUCCCCCUGCAGCGGAGCCCCGGAGAGGGCCGCCGGUCGUCCCCCCCUCCCCCCCGCAGACUCCGCCGCGGCAGCCCUGCAGCGCCCGGUGGGCUCCGGCCGGGGCCGGGCGGAGGCGAUCGAUGCCCGCCGUGGCAGAGGCAGCCUCGCCAGCAUCUCCCUCGGCCCGGUCCCGCGUCGUCCUGGCCGGGCGGCGGAAGCGGGGAUGCCGGCGCUGCCAGCCCGAACCGCCGCUGGACCGCCCGCCCCCCCCCCCGCGCUGCCAAUCAAACUUGUUUUUCUCGUUCUCCUCUUGCGGUUCGGCGGUCGCGCCGCCAGGGGGCGCUGCGGCUCGCCGGCUGCCGCAUCUGGGACCGGCCAGGAGAGACAAUGGACCGGGACCGGCGGGGGGGGGAGCGAAGCGGUCCAGCUGUUGCCGCCACCGCCGCCUUCUCUGCUCCGCGGGCAGGGGGGCGUGUUCGUCCAGUUCUCUCCGGUUGGACGGGCAGAGCGGCGCUGCUUCCUGUUUUGGGGAGGGGGCGAGCCCCGCUUUCCCUGGGCUGGGCUGCUUCAGCCAAAACUCCCCCCUCCCCCCUCCCGGGCCUUGCCCCACUUCGCCGCUGCCUCCAGAGUCCCGGGCCCGGUUCUUUGUCUGCCUCCUCCUGCAGCAAAGGGGCGAUGGGCUGUUCGGGAUGCGGUUCUCGGGUUCAUUCCCCCCCCCAACACACACACACCCUGAAGAGUGCCAGUUCCAGAGGAGGGUAGAAGAGCAGGCUCUGCCCUCCCAAAUCUGCCUCUUUCCAGAUGUUUGUGAGUGCCCAUCCUGAAAGGAGGAGAGAGGCUCCUUAGGAGCUCCUGGAGAUUUCCUUAAAAGGAGGGGGGGUGUCAGGGGGCUUGUCAAUGGUGGAGCCCCCCACCCACCCCUUGUCUCUUUGCCUUCAGGCUGGCACUACAAUGGUGCCUUUGCUUUUGCUUGGGGAGGGGGCCCCACUGCCUCCCCUGUCCUCCUCGGCAGCUUGGUUGGCCUGUGCAGGGAAGAGUUUCCCACUCCAUCUCCCCCUCCCCCCCAGCCGGUUGGGCCUGGGAUGGUCCCUGCAUCUUUGGGUGUUCCUGGAUGGAUCCUGGUGCUCUUGAUAAGGCCACCCUGGAGGUUACGCUGGGCCUGGAGGAGGCUUGCUCUUCUGUACGAGCUGCUUUCUUGGCCCGGGGGUGGGGUGGGGGAUGGGGGUGGCUCUGGGCCUAGCCCCUGCCUGGAAGGGCUCUUUGUUAGAAAGAUGGGGGAUGUGGAGCCUAGAGACCCCUUGCUUUCUUUGAGCUGCUCCCUCCUUCCAGGGGCCACUUCUGCUCCCAAUAGCCCCCUUGCUUUCCUGGUGGGGAAGAGGCUGGCCAGAGGGGAGAGAGGAGUGUGUCGUCAGGCCCUCCCCUGGGGCUUACCUGGGGAAGGGGAUUCAGCCGCAGAUUUGGCAAAGGAGACCUUGAAGGCCAGCAACAUUUGCUCUGGAUCUGUCUUGAGGCUGAGCAAGAUGAGCACCAGCGACAAGGAGAGGCCUCCCCAGCUGCUCUUCGUGAAGGCCUUGGCCAGCAGGGGCCGGAUCGAGGCCAUCGCCCAGCAGAUGGGCUACCAUCCGCACUACCUGGACAGCUUCCUUCGCAUGCAACACUACCUGCUGCACAUGGAUGGGCCUCUGCCCUUCGACUGCCGCCACUUCAUUGCCAUCAUGGCAGCUGCUCGGCAUCGGUGUCGCUACCUGGUGAACCUUCAUGUGCUGCAGUUCCUGCGGGUGGGUGGAGACCCCCUGUGGCUGAGAGGGCUGGACUGCAUUCCCCCCAAACUCCGCCGGCUCAGUGAGAUCAACAAGGUCCUGGCCCACAGGCCCUGGCUUGUCUGCAAGGAACACAUUGAGAAGCUGCUGAAGAUCAGUGAGCAGAGCUGGUCGCUGGCAGAGCUGGUCCAUGCCGUUGUGCUCCUCGCCCACUACCACGCCCUGGCCAGCUUUGCUUUCGGCUGUGGCUGUGAGCAGGACCUUGGCCCGGAGGGACGGGGCUCCCUGAAGCUGGGCCUCCCAGGGAGCGUCUGCUUUUGUGAUGUGGGCAACGGCUGCAGCCAGGAGCUGCUGCAUUUGAACCGCAAGCGGUCUUUGGAUUCCUGCGUGGAGCUGGAGUCUCUUCGGGAGCGUGUCCACCGGCUGCAGGUGGGCAGUGAGGCCCGAGAGGAGCUGAGGCUGCCUGCCCAGCGGGAAGAAGGCUUUGAUGGGGAAUUCUUGGGGGCCGCAGACCUUUCCUGCUACGUCCUGGAUCCCAGCUUCGGCUACCAGGAGUUUGCACAGUGCAACGAGGAUCAGCCCCAGAUCUUCCGUGUUCAGGAUUAUUCCUGGGAAGACCACGGCUUCUCGCUGGUGAAUCGGUUGUACUCCGACAUCGGGCACCUGCUGGACGAAAAGUUCCAUAAGGUGGACAGUCUUCAUAGCUGCUCGAUGGCCAAGCGGCAGGGCUGCGAGCACGCCACCUUCAAGCGGGGCAUCUGGAACUACGUCCACUGCAUGUUUGGCAUCAGAUACGAUGAUUAUGACUAUGCGGAGGUCAACCAUCUCCUGGAACGGAUCCUCAAGCUGUACAUCAAAACUGUGACUUGUUCUCCGGAGAAGAUGGAUCCCCAGAUGUUUGAGCGCUUCUGGAAGCAGUUCAAGCACAGUGAAAAGGUCCACGUGAAUCUGCUGAUCCUGGAGGCCCGGCUGCAGGCAGAGCUACUUUAUGCCCUCCGUGCCAUCACGCACUACAUGGUCUCCUAGGCCACGGGGGCCACCUGGACUCAGACUCCUGGGCUCUGGCAGGGGCCCCUCCCCAUGUUUACUUGAUAACUUCUCCUUUCCCUUCAAGAUGUGAAAAGCAGGGUCUUCCCUCCGGGCGAAAACAGGCCUGCCCGCAGAAGCCGCAGGGCUGGUGGGCAGCUGGCUGUGUCCCUGCUCAUCUAUGGGCCACGAGAUGUGGCUUCUACGUACUUGAGGUGUGGGAAGGACAUCAUUCCUCUUUCUUUCCCAGUCAACUCUAGCGACAAUGUUUAGUCUCCGUUACAGUAUUGGGGAGGGGGCUCCCUUGUCUUGUGCCGUUCCUGCUGCUCAUCGAGUAUACCCAGCUGUCCUUGAGGGCUGGGAAGGGGGUCUGCCAUCUUGGACUGGGGUUUCUGGAGAGAGAAGAGGGUUGCUUUCUGCUGGCUUCAUCUUGCACUGGGAGUUUGGGGGGGAGUUGGGGUGGGAAGGGUCCCUAGCACUUCUUCUAGUGACAGCUCACCCUCUACCUUUCAUCCAAAUAGUCCUCGGAAGCCAAAUUUGCCAGGCAGGGCUCUUAUCCCAUCCCCCCUCCUCAUGUCCAAAGCCCCACACUUGCAAAUGUGCUGUCCUCCCUCACAGCCGCCUUCCAUGCUGUGGCCCUUGGCUGACCGCCCCCCUUGCACUUCCCUGCCCCACGGUGCAGAUACCCAGCCUGCCUUGGCUUUUCUCUUGGCUGCUCAGGGGGUCCCGCUUCUCUUGCUCCAAGGAGUGAGUUUGGGUGCUGGGCAGGCCCUCGUUGACAGGGGCAGGCUUCAUGCAGCAAGACUUCCGCCAGUAGAGGGCGGAAGAACUCUGCAACCGGAGGGGGGGGGGUGUCGAUGGCUAACAAGGGGGCAACUGGCAAAGGAGGCUGGCUGGGUGGAGAGGGAACCUGGCGCAGGACAUGUGGCAGCAGCUGACUUGUUUACUGUGUAAAUGUUUUGGGGAACAUUUGUGUGGGGAAGAGAGAAAUGCCUAUUUUUGCUAUAAAUAUAAAUGUUUGACAAAGUG
This is a messenger RNA of Ahaetulla prasina, 3975 nucleotides long. RefSeq names its product sestrin-1-like. The coding region runs from base 1243 to 2946 and encodes 567 amino acids. Lineage: Eukaryota; Metazoa; Chordata; Lepidosauria; Squamata; Colubridae. The record is from RefSeq and is a predicted model, not a curated record. Gene Ontology annotation, biological process: cellular response to L-leucine; regulation of response to reactive oxygen species; cellular response to leucine starvation. The transcript has 9 exons. Gene Ontology annotation, molecular function: oxidoreductase activity, acting on peroxide as acceptor; L-leucine binding. Gene Ontology annotation, cellular component: nucleus.